This is a messenger RNA of Fulvia fulva, 1140 nucleotides long. Its product is annotated as putative CAAX prenyl protease 2. Gene Ontology annotation, cellular component: endoplasmic reticulum membrane. The record is from RefSeq and is a predicted model, not a curated record. Gene Ontology annotation, biological process: CAAX-box protein processing. The coding region runs from base 1 to 1140 and encodes 379 amino acids. Gene Ontology annotation, molecular function: metalloendopeptidase activity. The transcript is spliced from 2 exons. NCBI's taxonomy places the organism in Eukaryota, Fungi, Ascomycota, Dothideomycetes, Mycosphaerellales, Mycosphaerellaceae.
AUGGCUCCACCCAUGAAAGCGCCGACAAACAUGUGGUCGAAAGGCUCAGCCCUCGUCGAGCGUUUGAAGGAAUUCUACACCGGCAAGAAAGAAACACCGCCCCUCAUAUCAGAACGGACGGCCCUCCUCUGCGCAAUCGGCUUCACGGUCCUUUACGUGGCACCUUUCUACCUCUCCAAGACUCUCAGAACAUCACCGCUAGUCUCCCGAGACUCCCCAGCCGUCAUCAGAGCCCGCGUCCGCGCUGUAGGCCUCAGCUGCCUAGCCUCCACCGUUAUAGCGGUCUACGUCCUCGCUACAUACGGCCAUGCAACGCCUCGAGAUGUCCUCCGCCUCUUUGCCAUGUGGCCUGUCGAUCCGACAGAUUGCCUCAAAGUUCUGGGUCUAGUCUGCGUUCUCUUCGUCGGUCCCCUCUACGAAACCCUCAUCGCCGACUCCGCCUGGCGAGACCUCAGCUUCAAAGCUAUCAAGGAGAACUUCUGGGAUCAUCUUCCCGGGUUCAGGAAUUAUGUCGUUGCCCCUUGGUGUGAGGAACUUGUCUUCCGGAGUUUGGUGAUAGGACUCUACCAACUAGCGAAAGUCUCGCCAACACGGAUUGUCUUCGUUACGCCACUCAUCUUCGGCGUGGCGCAUGUACACCACCUCGUUGAAUUCUGCCAAUCCCGGACACCACCAGGACGGAUCAUCCCACCGGCGAAUGUAAUCCUCAUGGGCGUGGUGCAGAGCCUUUUCCAGUUCACGUACACCACCCUCUUCGGCUUCUUCGCGGCAUUCGUGAUGCUGCGUACGGGGAAUGUCUUUGCGUCAGUCACGGCGCAUACGUUUUGCAACUGCAUGGGACUUCCGAGGAUGUGGGGCAGGGUUGGACAAUUUGAGGAGUGGGAGGGACACAAUGUCACGCCUGAUGUGGCGCAGGGCAAGAGGGAUGAUAGUCUGGAUCAGGUGAGGGUUGGGAAUAGCUUGAUGCAGGAGCAGAGUGAGGAUGAGAAGCACGCGGCCGAUGCGAUGAAGACGAGGAAGAGAAACCUUGGUGUGGGAUGGACGGUGGUGUACUACUUGUUGUUCUUUGGAGGUGCCUAUGGCUUCUAUAGACUGCUCUGGACGUUGACGGAGAGCCGGAAUGCUUUAGUGCAUUUUUGA